AUGGAGUUCCUCCUUGAACCAGUCACGGAGGUUGACUCGCAACAGUUUUGCGUGCAAAUAAUGAAACGCCUCGAUAUCCAGCGAAGAAACGAGCAUUUGUGUGAUGUGAUUCUAGAAGUUGGUGAAGAUCAAGCUCGAUUGAAAGCUCACAGAAACGUGUUAUGUGCCGCCAGCCCGUUCUUUUACAACGCCCUCAACACGGAAAUGAAAGAAAAGGAAGAAGGAGUCAUUCGAAUGAAAGAUACAAGCAAAGUUUUGAUGGAACAAGUGUUGGAGUAUUUUUACACAGGACAAGUUGAUAUCAAUGACAACAACGCAUUCGAAUUGAUGGCUGUAGCAGAUUACUUUCUUAUAACAAGCUUGAAAUUACUCUCCAGUAAGUUCAUUCAAGAUACUUUGUGCGCUUCAAACUCUAUCAUGGCUUAUUAUUCCAGCGUUAAGUAUCAAUGUUCUGAUUUACGAGAGGCAGCCAAAAGCUUCAUUCUUGCCAACUUCAUGGCCGUGUCAAAAUCCAAUGUCUUUCUUAAUUUGAAUUUGGAGCAAGUCGAAGAAUGGAUUUCAAGUGAUGAAAUUAUUAUAAAAGGCGAGAAGGAAGUUUUCAUGGCUAUUCUGAUUUGGACUGAACAUAAUAUUGAAAGAAAACAAAGCUUUUAUAACCUGUUUCGUCACGUUCGUUGUCAUUACAUAUCACGCAGUUUCCUUACUACAGUUAUUUUGCAACAUGAAUUUGUAAGAGGCCAAAAAGAAUGUUUGGAUUUGGUUGUAGAUGCUAUGAAAGAGCUGUCAGAUGAAACAGGAGCACAAGUUUGGAAGCAUUCACCGAGAAAGUGUUUGAACACCCCUGAAGAUGCUGUAUUUGUCUGUGGGGGUGAAAGUGGUGACAAAGUACUGUGUUAUUUACCGUUUCAAAACAGGUGGCACAACUUAGAAGACAUGCCAGACACACGGAAACGUAACACUUUUGCCUCAACAACUUGCCAAGGUAGACUUUAUGUCAUUGGUGGAGAUAGAUUAUGGGGAGAGCAGAAAGUUGCAUGCUAUGAUCCAUUUCUGAAAAUAUGGUCAUCAAUUUUUGUCAAAUCCUUCCCAGAGGGACUAAAUUUUACCGCAGCUGUGUCAUUCCAGGGGUUAGUGUAUGUCAUUGGUGGAGAGGAUAACUCUGGAAAUAGGUUAAGAACUGUAAAGCAAUAUGAUCCCAGUACAAACUUGUGGCAAGAAGUUUCACCCCUGAGUAACACUAGAUCCAGUGUCUGUGUGGUAGCUGAUGAAAGCUACUUAUAUGCCAUUGGAGGGUAUACAUCUUCUCCAUCUGAAAAGUGCCUGGAUAUUGUUGAAAGGUUUGAUCCUAAAUUUGACUCCUGGAAGAGAAUUGCACCAACUCAAGCAAAAAGAAGAGGGGCUGCUGGUGUUAGUUUACGUAACAAAAUUUUUGUUUUUGGGGGUGUUGAUCUGUCUGGUGGAUGUCCUUGUGAAGUUUAUGACAAAGAGACAAACGUUUGGACAGCGAUUGCAAAUGACAUUGCUCCAAGAUACUAUGCAAGUGCCGUUUGUGUCAAAGGAAAUAUUUUUGUGGUGGGUAAAUUUGGGGUGAAUCAGAAUGACUCUCAAAGAGAGACAUUACAA
Molecule: messenger RNA, 1623 nt
Organism: Porites lobata
Lineage: Eukaryota; Metazoa; Cnidaria; Anthozoa; Scleractinia; Poritidae
Source: the annotation of a GenBank genome assembly